AUGCCCAGGCGCCGGCAGAUCGAGGGGUCACUCAAUACAGCAAGGGCGACAGCAGAGCUGUUGCGAUCUUUGAUCACCAGGAAAGGGCACUCAGACGCCACAAGCCUCUUAAGCGAUGUACGCAUUUGGGGUACUCAGCUGCAGGCUGCCAAGCCUUUGGAGCUUGCUGUGGGCAACAUUGUGCGCCGAGUGCUGCACAUGAUCCGCGAGGAGUCCCAGAACGUACGCUCCAUAUAUUGUUUGGCUUCCAAUCUCAUGGUGGAUGACCUUCAUGUCAAGCCCAUGCCUCAACUUAGCUCUCAAGCAGGCAGAGCCUUCCGGCAGCCGCCGCCCAGGAGUGCCUCGCUACACAACCUUCUGGACUUGCAGCACGAUGAUGUCUCGGCGGCAGCUGCGCCGUCGCAGCAGGCACCGGACAGUCAGGACGCGGCGCAGAGCGGGGCGCAGCGGCGGAGAGGCGGCCACUGGGAGGGCAAAGCCAGCAUCAUUGACCAGCUCAACGAGCUGGUUGGGGAACUGCGAGACAUUGACAGCAACAUUGCCCUGCAUGCGGUGGAGCACAUCCAUGCAAACGAGUCCAUCCUGACAUUCGGAAUGUCCGACACGGUGCUGGCUUUCCUGCUGGAAGCUGCCAAGAAGCGCGACUUUCAGGUGGUGGUGGCAGAGGGUGCCCCUAGGUAUGGCGGUCAGGAGCUGGCGAGGAAAUUGGCCCAGGCAGGGCUGCAGACCACAGCCAUCCCCGACGCAGCCAUCUUCGCCAUGAUGGCGCGCGUCAACAAGGUGCUGGUGGGAGCGCAUGCACUGCUGGCGAACGGGGGUGUGAUGACGGGUGUGGGCAGCCACCUGGUGGCGCUGGCUGCCAAGCGGCACGCGGUGCCCUUUGUGGUGCUCGUGGGCCUGCACAAGCUUUCACCGCUCUUCCCCCACGACCCCUCCGUCUCCUUCAAUGACUUCAAGUCUCCCUCGGAUGUCAUGGACUUCAGCAUGGUAGCAGAGGUGCUGGAUGCAGAAGAGAGCACAGCGAGUGUCUCUGAGGAGCAGCUUUAUGUGCAUGCACCAAACCCGGUGUUUGACUAUGUGCCACCGGAGCUCAUUUCACUCUUUGUCACAGACACAGGAGGCUACACUCCCUCCUAUGUCUACCGACUGUUGGCAGAGUACUACUCCAGGGAGGACUAUACGCUGAGUAGAGAACUCUUGGAUACAAUUGUCCGAUGA
Coccomyxa subellipsoidea C-169 is the source of this 1218-nucleotide messenger RNA. Its product is annotated as nagb/rpia/CoA transferase-like protein. NCBI's taxonomy places the organism in Eukaryota, Viridiplantae, Chlorophyta, Trebouxiophyceae, Coccomyxaceae. Gene Ontology annotation, biological process: translational initiation. Gene Ontology annotation, molecular function: translation initiation factor activity; guanyl-nucleotide exchange factor activity. The transcript is spliced from 9 exons. Bases 1 to 1218 code for a protein of 405 amino acids. The record is from RefSeq and is a predicted model, not a curated record. Gene Ontology annotation, cellular component: eukaryotic translation initiation factor 2B complex.